Messenger RNA from Pungitius pungitius (ninespine stickleback), 3895 nucleotides. RefSeq names its product kinesin family member 19 (gene kif19). The transcript has 20 exons. Gene Ontology annotation, biological process: microtubule-based movement. Gene Ontology annotation, molecular function: microtubule binding; microtubule motor activity; ATP binding. Bases 98 to 3121 code for a protein of 1007 amino acids. NCBI's taxonomy places the organism in Eukaryota, Metazoa, Chordata, Actinopteri, Perciformes, Gasterosteidae. The record is from RefSeq and is a predicted model, not a curated record.
UGCAGGUGGCGGCGCUAAGGAGGAGGAGAAGGAGGAAGAUGACGGUGUCCCGGUGUCCCGUCCGCCGUUGACCUUCUUUACCCUUCACCCCGGGACCAUGAAGGACACGGGGGAAUCAAAGGAGCACCAGCUGACCGUGGCCUUGAGGAUCCGACCCCUCAGCGACGCUGAGCAGGAGGAGGCGGCUGCGGUCGUGGCCCACAGAGUGGACGACCAGAUGGUGGUUCUGAUGGACCCCAUGGAGGACCCCGACGACAUCCUGCGUGCCAACCGCUCCAGGGAGAAAACCUACAUGUUUGAUGUGACGUUCGACUACUCGGCCAAUCAGGAGGAGGUGUACCGAGCCACAACCAAAGGGCUGAUUGAAGGCCUCAUAUCAGGCUACAAUGCCACCGUGUUUGCCUAUGGACCCACAGGCUGUGGGAAGACGUACACCAUGUUGGGAACGGACAAGGAGCCGGGCAUCUACGUCCGGACGCUCAACGACCUGUUCCGAGCCAUCGAGGAGACCAGCGACGACAUGAUGUACAGCGUCUCCAUGUCCUACCUGGAGAUCUACAAUGAGGUGAUCCGCGACCUGCUGAACCCAUCCUCGGGCUUCUUGGACCUGAGGGAAGAUUCUAAAGGCGUGAUUCAGGUGGCUGGAAUCACAGAGGUGUCGACCAUCAAUGCACAAGAGAUCAUGGAACUGCUGAUGAAGGGCAACAAGCAGCGCACCCAGGAGCCGACGGCCGCCAACCAGACGUCCUCCCGCUCCCACGCCGUCCUGCAGGUUGCCGUGAAGCAGCAGAGCCGCAGUCGAGACCUCCUGCAGGAGGUCCGCUUCGCCCGCCUCUUCAUGAUCGACCUCGCCGGCUCCGAGCGAGCAGCACAGACCCAGAAUAGGGGUCAGCGGCUGAAAGAGGGGGCUCACAUCAACCGCUCCCUGCUGGCUUUGGGCAACUGCAUCAACGCCCUGAGUGACAAAAACGGAAAGUACGUCAACUAUCGAGACAGCAAGUUGACUCGGCUCCUAAAGGACUCGUUGGGCGGGAACAGCCGAACGGUCAUGAUCGCCCACAUCAGCCCCGCCUCUGUGGGCUUUGAGGAGUCUCGUAACACGCUGGCGUACGCCGACCGUGCCAAAAGCAUACGAACACGGGUAAAGAAGAACCUGAUAAAUGUGUCAUACCACAUUGCUCAGUACACAAACAUCAUCUCAGACCUGCGCAGCGAGAUCCAGCGGCUCAAAGCGAAGAUCGCGGAUCAGACGAGCCGCCAGCUUAACGCGGACCGGGCCGACAUCCGCCACGUCCAGGCGGAGGUCCAGGCCCACUCCAGCCACCAGAGCCGGGCGGAGAUGGACCAGUUGAGGGAGCAGCUCCUCGAUGCCUUCCGCCAGCAGAUGGAGAUCAGGAGGAACCUGAUGGAGUUGGAAAACGGCAACAUGGAGGUCCAGAUCGACACCUCCAAGCAUCUGUUAACCAUUGCAGACUGGGAGCAGGAGCGCAGCAGGCGCAGGAGGAAGUGGCGAGCUGAAAGGAGGAAGGAAAGUGUCAAUAAAGACGAGAGCGAGAAGGACUCUGACUCCCCGGAGUCUCCUCCGGACAGCACGGAGACCCAGCAGGUGGCCAUGGCUAGAGAAAACCUGGUGACACUCAUGGCGGAACAGAAAAAGAUCCACAAACAGAAGGCGUUGCUCGAGCGCAGGUUCCUGGAGCUGCGGGAUCGGGCCCGGCGCCUGGAGGAGCUGCUGCCUCGCCGCGUGAGUUCGGAGGAGCAGCGCGAGGUGCUGUGCCUCCUCUGCAAGGUGCACGAGCUGGAGAUCGAGAACACGGAGAUGCAGUCCAACGCGCUGCUCAAGGACAACGUCAUCCGCCACAAAAACUUUGUGGUGCAGCGCUUCGAGCAGCACAGGCACCUGUGUGACGAGAUCAUACAGCAGCAGCGACAGUUCAUCGUUGACCACAGUCUGCUGGUACCUCCACACCUCCAGGAGCUGUAUGAGAUGUACAUGAGGGAACUGGAUGAGAGGAAACUGGACCGAGCCAUGGCCCUGGAUAAAGUGACCACAAGGCACACCAUCAAGGAGGGAUCUCUGCCCAAGAUCACCCUGCCCGGUCAGGGUCGUGACAACAUGCAGGACAUGGACUCGGACCAGGAGAGCGUACGCAACAUGUGCUCGGAUAACAGACGAGGCCCCGCCAAAACCCGGAGACACACUCUGCCCCCCAUCCUGCCUGAGCCAGAGCUCGACAAUAACAGAGUUUUCAAGAGCAGUCCUCACGCCAGGCAGAUGAAACACACAGCGGCGGUGCCCCCGCCUCCCAUCCACAUCAACGGCAAGGGCAACAGAGAGCUCCAGCCGCUGCUCCCUGAGAGCUCUCUGAGCUACAACCCUCUGAGCCACAGUGUGAGCAGCCACCUGGACUCAUCCACCGAGAGCAGCGAGGCCGGGGCCGACGUCCCCCUUUUACAGAGUGAGCGGCAGCAGAUCCUAAAGGGGGUCCAGAACAUCGUGGUGAAAGCAGCGCGCCGCCGCUCCAAAGCGCUGGAGGCGGACGCCCUGCGGCUGCCCCCUCCCCCCUCGCCCCUGGACCCCAAGAAGCAGAAGAGCAGCGCCUCUCUGAGCGAAGCCCCUCGGCGAGGCCUGCCGGUUCGCCGCGGCAGGCGGCCCAGCCCCGACCUCCGGCACGCCACCUCGGACGACAACCUGUCCAGCAGCACGGGGGAGGGGCCCGGCCUGCUGGUGACCUGGACGCGGCCGCUCAACCGCCAGCCCGCCGCCAAGAACCAAACGCCGCGCGACGCCGACUUCGAGGCUCGCCGCAAGAAGAGGCGGUCUCGCUCCUUCGAGGUCACCGGUCAAGCGCUCCCUCAGACCAAGACGACCACGGCCCAGAGGUUCCGUCCUCUGGACAGCACAUCGGACCACCACCUCCACAUCGCCGCUCCGACGCUCCGCCCCCAUUACAGAGGGGUCCCUCCCCUCGCCAAAAUCCGGGCGGCCCACAGCACCCAGCAAACGGGCUCAAACGCGGAGUCCUCCAGCCUGAAGCGGGGGGCCCAGCUGCGUCAGCCCCAGCCCCUCCAUCACAUCGCCACUGCAGGCACCGGGGGCCAGCGCGCGCGAAGACACUGAGCCAUCGCCCCCACAUUUAAUGGGUGUGCGGGGGGUCAACCCCCGGGUGACGGGAGCAGGAUUAUGAGGCAAUACGGCACCCCAAAGGGUCCGCCCUGUGCUCGGCUGCAGACCCUUUGCAACUGCGGACGCCAAAGAUAGCGAAACGUGUUCCGUCCUGUCGAGUGUUUCCACUGCGGCUUGCUGUCGUGCUGCAUCGCGUGUCGUCUCGUGUCGUCCUGUCAGUCGGGCUGGCGUCCAGCUCUCUGUGCUAAUGUUUGUGCGCUCUUGAGUAUGUGCGGUUUGGUAAAGAAGCAUUAAGCUUAAAGGGUGACGUCGUAAACGAGGACGGGGAUACGGUUGGUUUUGUUAGACGAAGCGUUAAAAGAAAGAAGCAGACAGGAUAUUCUACUAAUGGCGAUAUACAAAUUGUAAAAGGCCUACUGUCAAAUAUUUUUCUUUUAGUGAGGUUGUUCCAAUUUAAUGACACACUAAUAUUUGACGUUAAAAAACAACAACCUCGGAUCAUCUUGAUUGUUGUGCACUUCUUCUCACUCGUCCGCGUCUUUGCCUUUUCUUUUUACCCAAACGUGAGUGUUUUAAUGUCAUGUCUGUUUGUGUGGAUGUAUAGUACCACAAGUUGCUUUUCCAGAUUAGUUGGCUGUAAUUUUAAUGUAAUUGUGUGUUGCCUUUUCUUUGAUGUUGUUGUCGUCAACAUUGUUUUCAUAAUUGCUACUUUCUAUGCUUUAUUUUGUACAGUUUUUUUUCAUUUGUACCAAAAUAAAUUCAAAUGAG